Poecilia latipinna (sailfin molly) is the source of this 7143-nucleotide messenger RNA. RefSeq names its product zinc finger and BTB domain containing 4 (gene zbtb4). The record is from RefSeq and is a predicted model, not a curated record. The coding region runs from base 204 to 5621 and encodes 1805 amino acids. Gene Ontology annotation, biological process: regulation of gene expression. The transcript has 2 exons. Gene Ontology annotation, cellular component: nucleus. Lineage: Eukaryota; Metazoa; Chordata; Actinopteri; Cyprinodontiformes; Poeciliidae.
ACCGCCUCUCCCUGCACUCUCCCUCUCUCUUUCUCUCUCUCUCUCUCUCUCUCUCUCAAACACACACACAGCAACUCACACACACACACACUGAGGCAGGCGUGCGCACUCACAGACCGAGGGGGAGAGAGGGAGUGUAAGGGGAGCGAACACAUCGCAGCAGAGAUGCAGCAGGAGGUUUUCCGAGAUUUCGGGGACUGGUCAUGGUGUCCAGUGCGAAGGUAUGGGACCCCCCCCAUGCGGGUCUUACUCAGCCACAUCUGAGAGAACAACGUCUGGCUCCAGGCCUCGCUCCCCUCUGCAACUCCUCAUACGCCGCUGCGAAGGACACUGCCCUCCACCAAAGUCGGCAGCUGUCACCUUUGUCUUCCCCACCUCCACCGUUGGUGACCCUCGGCACCCGUCACCCAGCUCAACAUUCACCUGUCAGUUUGUACAGUGGGAGCAAGACCGAACCACUAAUUAAACCUGCCCACAGUCUUGGUGUGGUCUCUCAGUCUGUGGAAGAGGAGGAAGAGGAAGCCGAGCAGCUGAACAUGAAGGGGAAACGACUCGGAUAUCGCGUAGAGGCCACACUGGACGACAAGCUGGAGGACAUGGGUGAGGGACCUAAAAAUGCAAAAAUCACCCUCAGCUUCCCGCUUAGCGCCGCGCCACUCCCAACGUCGCUGACGUCACCGGACCACUGUCACAGCUCUUCCUCAUCCUCACCUUCCCCCCACCGGCGGCGCCUGUCCUCCAAGAGCUCAGACAAGGGGUCGCUGUGGAAGCUGGACGCCACCACGGAUGUAAAGCACAGACCCUUUAAGCCCCCAAGACACGACAGCUCUCCGUCCUCCUCGCCUUCCUCCUCCUCCUCGCCCAUGGCCUCGUUCAUCAGGAAGGACCUGAAAUCCCCGCCACCUCUUAAGUGCUCCAAACUCAGUUCAGACUCUCAGAUUCACAGGUCACCCCCAAGAGCUUCCAGUGGAUCUUUAGGAGGCUGUUUCAGUGGAGACGGGUGGGAUGAAAGGCACAGAGUGGCCAACGGAACGGCCUCGCCCUCUCAGACGGCCCAGAUCCUUUUCAGUCUGGGCACGUCGGCCUAUCAGAGAGGCGUGGAUGCAGAGAGGAGAGAGAAACUGACAGGGAGGCCAGUCGGAAAAACAGGGAGUCCCCACAGACCAAGUCUUCAUCCGCCAACCAUCCACCUCCCUCCUCCCUUGCCUCCGCUGCCUCCCCCACCUUCCGAAGGUCUUACCGCACCCCCCCACCCGUCCUCCUACCCCCCUCCCGACAGCAUGAAGCCGGAGUUGAUUUGUGGCGUGUGCCACCGGCUGUUCAGCUCAGCCUCCUCCCUCACGGUCCACAUGCGGCUGCAUCGUGGCAGCCGCGCCCUGAGCUGCCGCUACUGUGGCAAAGUCUUCAUCCACAGCAAGAGACUGCAAUCCCACGAGGGCUCCUGCAGGGUGCCAGGCCUGCGCCCUCCGUCCCUGACUGUGCAGCCAAAGGAGGAGCCGCUGGAGGAUGGUGAGGUGAGAGUGGAAGGGGGAGUGAUUGUGGGACAGACGGACAUCAGCAAAGGACGGCCCGGGAAGAAAGUGCGGAGCCUCCUGGCGCGUAUCCAGGCUGGUGACGCAGCAGCCACGGAGCUGCUGGCAGGUGAUGAGAACCAUUUUGUGAAGGUGGUGGACGGCAACGUCAUCUACUUCUGUUCAGUGUGCGAACGUUCCUACAUGACCCUGUCCAGCCUGAAGCGUCAUUCCAACGUUCACUCGUGGCGGCGUAAAUACCCCUGCCACUACUGCGACAAGGUCUUCGCCCUGGCUGAGUACCGCACGAAGCACGAGGUGUGGCACACGGGAGAGCGCCGCUACCAGUGCAUCUUCUGCUGGGACGCCUUCGCCACCUACUACAACCUCAAGACACACCAGAAGACGAUUCACGGGAUUAAUCCGAGCCUGAUCUCCAGUGAAAAGACGGCUAACGGGGGUUAUAAACAGAAAGCAAACGCCCUCAAGCUCUACCGCCUUCUCCCCAUGCGCUCCCAGAAGAGACCCUACAAGACCUAUAGUGACAGCUUACAUAAUGGCCUUCUACUUCCACCAGCUGAUGCCCCCUCCCUCUCCAUGACUGGCCUUGGCUGCGCUUUGGGCCCCGGGGACCUGCAGAGCAUCAUUGCAAGAGCCCCCCCUCAGAGUCUAAAGCCCGACCCAGAUGCUUUCCCUGAUGGCUUCCCGAUCUCUCUUGCUGCUGAGCACAGAGACCUCUCUGAGCUUGCGCUUGAGCCCCAAAUUAGGACAGACGAAAGCGAGGCCCUGGAGUUAGAGCAGCAGAGAGGCAGUUUCAAAAUAUCCAGUAGCAGUAAACUCAAAACCUUUAAAGCAGGUCGAGGCACAGAAGCAGGGAUGCCCUCUGUUAUAACAUAUGGACACACGAAACCCUCUGUUAUAGUUCACGGAGCAGCUGUGUCAUCCUCAGUCAUUGUUCACAGCAAUCAGGUUACUUCUGGAAGCGAGAAAAGUCCAGUAACGAGCCCGUCCCCCGAAACAGGUAGCAGUCAGAUUUUAACAAAAAGCAGUCCUAAAGCCAUCAAAAAGCAAAGGGAUAGCACAGAUAAUCACAGAAAGAGGUCCAGAGACAGUUCAGACACAACAGACGAGUGCUCGAAAGGCAGACACGACACUGAGAUAGGCAGAGCAUUUCACAAACCCCGCAAGUCCCACAAUAAGAGUGCAAACGCGGCCCCAAAGGAGGCGUCAGCAUCUGGAGGCUCACAGGCCAAAGAAUCAGGGCCACUGUGUCAGAUAACUGUGCGCAUCGGCGAGGAGGCCAUAGUGAAGCGCAGCAUCUCAGAGACGGACCUUAAAAGAGACAAGAGCAUUUCUCCUCCGAAAAUCAAACGCAGUGAAACAUCAUCCUUUAAGGAGCCACGGCAAACCCACUCACACCACCACCACCACAAACACCGCCCGCUAAGCAGAGCCAGCCUGGAAGAAGAUGGGGACAAGGAAGCGGGAGAAGACGAGGAGGAGGUGGAGGAGCAAGAAAGCCGGAACAAAAGGUCCAAGUCCCCCGAUCAGGUGAGGGAGUACUUCUUUCGUAAGGGGGUGCGGGAGCAGGACAGUGACAAUGACAUGGAGGAUAAUUUAUGGCGACCUUACUACUCCUACAAGCCUAAGAAAAAGGCCCAGGCACAUCUACAGAGAGUGAAGAACUGGCAACGGAAACUCAAGUACAAGCGCUCCAUCCGACUCAAGAGGAGGGCAGAGAGGCUGAAGAGGCUUCUGAAUAAACAAACGGAGAAAUCACAAGAUGAGGAGGAGGACAGGACAACUGAGGAGGCUGAGAAACUGUCUAAACCUGACAAGGACGUUAAAGAGGAAAGAAAGAAGGAUAAUCUCUCUUCCCCUUUAAAGGAGAAAAAGCAGGAUGUAGAGGAACAGGUUAAAGAGCCCUGUCAUGAGGUUUCCACCCCCCCUGUGUGCUCUCCAAAGCCCCCUCUGUCUACCUCAGUGGCUCCCACAGGAAUAAAGAGGAGGCCUUGGACUAAUGGGAAUGCAGCAGAGUGUGGCACAUGUGGCCGCUGGUUCUCAAGCCCCAGGAAGCGAGACAAACACGAGCUCAGCCAUCUGCUGGAGUUUGUAUGCCUCUUCUGUCGUGCCACUUUCCCCUCAAGGGAAAAGUUGGAAGACCACCAGAAAACCCAGCAUCCUAAACCCACUGAGGCAUCCUCUGUGACCACUAAAUGUGGUGAGCAAGCGGCAGGCGUCGGGAUCAAAUCCAUGCCUGAAAUCUCAAAGUUCGACGACGAUAAAGGGGGACCGCUUGGACUAGGAGGCAGCAAUUCCAGUCCCAGUCGUCUAAGCAGAAGAGCCCUAUCGAGACACACCUGUCCGCAGUGCCACAAGGUGUGCAAGACGUCGUCGGCGCUAACUCGCCAUAUCCGACGUCACGACUUAAGUAGUUCUCCAGAAAGAGACAAAGAAGAUAACAACUCAGAGGCGACACCCCCCAAAAGAGUUGCUGAACCUCUUUGCACAGAUCCAGAGACUGAUAAAGGACAGACUCCCAGUGCUCUUUCUGUUUCAGUUAUCAGCUAUUCACCUCCAGAGCUACCAAGCGGCGGUGACUGUUUGGCAUCACAGCGGCACGACGACCAUCCAAGUGACAUUACAAGCAAACGCCUGAAAUCAAACUCGAGUGAAGGACCUGAACCGACACAGCUUGCACUUCCUGCUCCAGAGAAAGAGCCUGUACCACAAACCGCAGACCCUCCAUCGGGAAGUCCCGUUAACCUCACGCCCGUCAAACCUGAGGUCCCGCCUGCCGCACCCUCGUCACUCCAGAGUGUGCUCGUCAUGAACGGGCCUGACUGUCUCGACUACCGCAUGCCAAUUAAGAAAAGCCUGGACAGUCAGAUCCACAGAAAAGCCAGCCCUUUGCAUUUUGUGACUUCCAACAACACCUCUCCGAAUGUGCCCAUGACAUCACAGACCAGAAUAACCACUGCUGCUCCUCCUGUUUCCAUGACAACAGCUCCCAACUCUGAAGGGGGAUUCGCAAGACGGGAUGGGGUCAUUAUCGACAGAGAGCGGCAGAGUGGAACCAGUACAAUUCUACACACAGGCUACAAAGAACCGCCUCUGCUCCAAGAUCGCAGAGUCCAGUCCCUGUCCCGGAGUCCCUCUCCCGACGAAGCACAAGACCUGACCAUGUCCUCUAUUUUAGCUCGGGAGAGGGAGAUCGAAAGGCAAAGGGAGGCAGAGCUAGAGCUGGAGAGACAGAGGGAACGGAGGAGGAACAUGGAGAUCGAGAAAGAGAAAAUCUGUAGGAUUGCUCAUUCUCCACAGGAGCAAAACGCUCUCAUUGUCCCUAAAGAAGAGCCUUUGAGCCCUGUAGCAUCGCCCCAACAUAUGUCUACCCAAACCACUAUAAAUGGACCCUGUUUGCGCAGGCACACUCCUAAGUCCCCCUGCCGGCCCCCUUCAACUACUGGACUGAAGGCUCAGGCGAGCCGGCAGGUUCAUUCAAGUUCACAAGGACUUGACAGGCUGACGCUGCCCACCGGAGCAGCUGGUGCCGCUGAGCGCCCCUCUGCACACGCUCUGCUUCUUCCCAGAGCCUCCCAGCCGCCUGAGCCGGACCAUCAGGACACUUUCUCUUCCAGAGAUUCACAGCAGGGGGACACGACCCCAGCUGACUACCCGACCCAGGAUUAUCCCCUUCCCCUCAUUGUGCCAGACAGCUACAGAUCUGUUAAGAAGCAGGAGGAGAACCUGCUCAUGUCCACUUAUCCUCCUGGAGCACUGCCCUUUGGCCCGCUGGGGAAGGUCAUCGUACCCGACGGGGGCGACCUCGGCAAGCUGCCGUUCUACCCGGACCCUUACCAGCUGCUCUACGGCCCGCAGCUAUUAGCCUACCCCUACAACUUGGCUGCGCUUCCCGUGGCUCUGAACAUGAUGGCGCCAGGAGGGGACAAGGUGGAGCCUCUGCCGUUCCUCCCCACCAUCUUCAACUACGCAGCCACUGCUGGACCUUACAUGGGCGCAGCACCUCACCCGCUCGUGGCGAACCCUGGCCUCUACAGCAGCGGCGGCAGUGGCAAAAAGCAGCGAGAUGGCAGCGGCAGCAAACAGUAGGACACAACUGCACUGUAAGGAGCGUAACUCAAACAGGACAACCUUGUCUGCUCUGGCCGGGAGGGGAAGGGGCACCGUGCUGACUGGCUCACUUUAUUCUGCAGAGAUCAGAGCUAGGCAUUACAGAAGUCUGCGCGAAGGGGCGGGGACGGAGUAAAGAAACAGGGUGGAGAGGCCGACGUUAAAGUGACGUAUCGCUUCUCCACCUUUUUGGUUUUUUUGUGGGUUUUUUUACUCCUGCUCCUCUCCCUCUCCUGUUCUCUUGUAGUGUGUUGUUGUUCUGGAGCUUGAUUCAUUUUCCUCUCUGACUCGUUAUUAUAUGUAUAAUAUAAAAAUACAAACUGCGAACAGGGUGUUUGUUGCUUGGAGAAUUAGUCCAGUCUACUUCCCUUUACACUUGCCACACGACGAGGAUCUUCAGGGAAGGCGUUGUAUGGGUCCGGAUAGGGCGUGAAGCGACACAGUCGGAGUGUAUUUUUGUACGAGGGCGUGAGAACGCAGGGUUCUCCUGCUGUCAUACUGUCCGUGAAAGCUGUAUUCAAGCACGUACAUGCAUAUAUACGUAGGGCAGUUUGUGCAUGCGGUGUUUGGCUGAAGCAGGUAUGAGUGUGCGUGUAUUUCCGAGUACUUGUGGAUGAGUGAAUCUAGACCAUUCCAUGUGAGAUUCUCGCAGCAUUCCCACUCUUGUUGGAAUAGCUCCUGUAGGUCAGUGUGUAGAAGUGCUUCUGGAGGCGACUCCUCAUAUCCAAAUCGUUAGGAAGUCAAGAUUAUGGCUGGAUGGGAGUGGAUGACAGUGUCAGAUCGUCUGAGCUUCCUGAAGAGAUAGUUUGGGAUUUUUUUUUUUUCAAACGGGGCUCUGUUAAAGUCUUAUGAGCACUUAAUAUCUUAUCGACGUUAGAUAUCUCUCGAGGUAUCUGCAUCUUGUUAAAAUGAAGAUUAUCUGAACCCAGAAGCUGGAGAUAACACAGUAAUUUGUAGAGCGGCCAAGGCGGAGGAGAUUUUUCUGUCUUAUAAGAACUUUGGUUUAAAUAAUGACAGCAUUAUGCAUUAUGCAAACUCUUUUUUUUUUUAUUAAUCUUUAUCUUUGUGACUCUUUAAACCUUUCAGGGAUCUCAUUUUUCCAGGUCUAACUACUUGAUUAUUACUCUGAAUUAUCAAGUAGGGAUUAUUGAUCUAUUGAUCUAGUUUAAUGUCGCUCUCUUUGCUAUUUUUGCAUAUCAGAAAAGUGAACAGCUUUUGUCAAAAUGUUCCCAUUUUUAUUGAGUCAAUUUCUAAAUAAAAGCAAAUUGUACUCAGCUUAAAUCAAAAGUAGAUAAAAGUAAAUAAAACAAAAGUAGGCGCUAUUAACUGGAAUGUUAUUUAUUAACAAUAAGAACUAAAACAAAAUGCGUUAACUUUUAUUAGGCCCUUCAUUAACGGGGAGUUGAGGUAAAUUUGGUUUGGCUAAGCGCUUCAUGAGCUUCAGUGACGUUUUAAAAGUAAUUUUUAUGCUUUCGACAAUCAUCUGCUUCUUACUUAAAAA